AUGAGCAGCCACGGCAACAGUCUGUUCCUGAGAGAGAGCGGCAUGGGUGGUGUGGGCUGUCUGCAGGGCCUGCAGGACAGUCUGCAGCAGAGAGCAUUGCGCACGCGCCUGCGUCUUCAGACCAUGACCCGAGAGCACGUGCGGCGUUUCCUGCGCAGGAAUGCCUUCAUCCUGCUCACAGUCAGCGCAGUGAUCAUUGGGGUCAGCCUGGCAUUCGCCUUGCGCCCAUACCAGCUCUCCUACCGCCAGAUCAAGUACUUCUCUUUUCCUGGUGAGCUGCUCAUGAGGAUGCUACAGAUGCUGGUGCUUCCCCUCAUCGUCUCCAGUCUUGUCACAGGUAUGGCAUCCCUGGACAACAAGGCGACAGGGAGGAUGGGAAUGCGGGCAGCUGUGUACUACAUGGUGACCACAGUCAUUGCGGUUUUCAUCGGGAUCCUAAUGGUCACCAUCAUCCAUCCUGGGAAGGGCUCCAAGGAGGGGCUGCACCGUGAGGGCCGCAUCGAGACUGUCCCAACAGCUGAUGCUUUCAUGGACCUGGUCAGAAAUAUGUUCCCACCUAACCUUGUGGAGGCCUGCUUCAAACAGUUUAAGACACAGUACAGCACACGAGUGGUAACCAGGACGAUUGUAAGGACAGAAAAUGGGUCAGAGCUGGGAGCCUCCAUGUCUCCCCCAUCUUCAGUAGAGAAUGAAACCAGCAUCCUGGAAAAUGUCACUCGGGCCUUGGGCACCCUGCAGGAGGUGAUAAGCUUUGAGGAGACUGUGCCUGUGCCUGGCUCAGCCAAUGGCAUCAAUGCCUUGGGUCUAGUGGUCUUCUCCGUGGCCUUUGGGCUGGUCAUUGGUGGCAUGAAGCACAAAGGGCGAGUCCUGAGGGACUUCUUCGACAGUCUUAAUGAGGCUAUUAUGAGGCUGGUGGGCAUUAUUAUCUGGUAUGCACCAGUGGGCAUCCUGUUCCUGAUUGCUGGGAAGAUUCUGGAAAUGGAAGACAUGGCGGUCCUUGGAGGUCAGCUGGGCAUGUAUACCCUGACCGUCAUCGUUGGCUUAUUCCUCCAUGCUGGUGGCGUGUUGCCCCUCAUCUACUUCCUCGUCACCCAUCGGAACCCCUUCCCAUUCAUUGGGGGCAUGCUACAGGCCCUCAUCACGGCCAUGGGUACCUCUUCCAGCUCUGCAACCCUGCCUAUCACUUUCCGCUGCCUGGAGGAGGGCCUGGGCGUGGACCGACGCAUCACCAGGUUCGUGCUGCCUGUGGGGGCUACUGUCAACAUGGAUGGUACUGCACUCUACGAGGCCUUGGCAGCCAUCUUUAUUGCUCAAGUCAACAACUAUGAGCUCAACCUGGGCCAGAUCACCACAAUCAGCAUCACAGCCACAGCUGCCAGUGUAGGAGCAGCUGGCAUCCCCCAGGCAGGACUGGUCACCAUGGUGAUUGUGCUCACAUCCGUCGGCCUGCCCACAGAGGACAUCACGCUGAUCAUAGCUGUGGAUUGGUUCCUUGACCGGCUUCGUACGAUGACUAAUGUACUUGGAGACUCAAUUGGAGCGGCUGUCAUUGAGCAUUUGUCCCAACGGGAGCUGGAGCUGCAGGAGGCUGAGCUGACCCUUCCCAGCCUGGGGAAGCCUUAUAAGUCACUCAUGGCACAAGAAAAGGGGGCAUCAAGGGGUCGGGGAGGUAAUGAGAGCGUCAUGUGA
This is a messenger RNA of Cricetulus griseus (Chinese hamster), 1689 nucleotides long. The record is from RefSeq and is a predicted model, not a curated record. NCBI's taxonomy places the organism in Eukaryota, Metazoa, Chordata, Mammalia, Rodentia, Cricetidae.